GCUGCUUCUCGAACGUUUUCCGCAGGCCGUUCGGUUUACGUGGUUGCGUCCAUUCAGAACGAUCGCUGUGCAACAGGCAGAGAGAGCGCCGUUUUCAAAAGCCAAGCGUACGCACAAGUGUGCUUUCGAGAGAAAUUUAAAAAGGAGAAUGCCCCACCUACACGCCGCGAGGGAUUCUCCGAUUGGUUCUUCGCGUCGUUUUUCCGCUCGUGUUCACUUUCUGUAGACUGCUUGUAUUUUUUUUGCCCUUUCGAUUCACACUUAAGUGCUACAGCUGGCAUGGUUUAAGUUGUGCUGCAUCAACACCCUGCAACGCGAGCUAUAGAGCGCCACGAAGGACCCGUACUGCGGCGCGUGAUCGACUGUUGUAGGAAUGAAUUCAGGCGUCAUCCUAGUCUCCUUUUGCGUCAUCCUUUUCGGAGCAUGGAGGUCAAGCCUGGCGUUGACAGAGCCAUUUUUCACCCACAUGGCAUCUUGCGUCGGAGAACCCAUCACAGCCGUCAGUGUACCUCAGAAAGAUCAGGCAGCGUUAGCAGCAUGGAACAACCUCUUCCGGCAAAGUGCUGGUGGCAGUGGUGGUAGUGGAGCUGCCUUUGCCCAACUCUUCCAUAAAGCCAAGGGCGUCGCGACGAGCUCGGUCGUUCUGCUCAGAAGAUGGAACCGGUGCUUGAAGGCGGUGUGCGUUCCAGACACAGCUCUGAAGUCUGUGUCGUGCCGCUCCCUGUACUUUUCGUACAACCCGUACAAGCGCACUUGCAUGCCUCAGAAGGGUUUCUGCCAGCGGACAAUCAACCACUUCGCUUCGAUGGAAGAAUGCCGGAUAGCCUGCUCUAGCCCAAGUGAAAGCGGCCGUGCGGCUGCGCCAACAAUGCAAGACACCGAAGUUAGACUGGUCAUUUUUCGCAAAAAGAACGGCGCAUCCGUGACUCUAGUGAACAGCACGCUUAAGAUUCCGCAGAAGAAAAACCUUUUCUUUGUCGGCUACCUUCUUCCAGACCCAUAUGGUCCUCUGGUAGGAAUAUCGAAAAGCAACGCUCAUCCACAAAGUUCCGUCACCAAGGUUGCCGUCAAGAAACCCGAAGUUGCUAAAAUGCAGGCUCCCCAAAGUGUGCCUAAGCAAGCUUGGCAGUCUUCCGGGAGUGGCGUCACAAAUUCUCCGCAGGGGUUACGAAGCCCUUCGAUACCAUUACCCCCGUCUGAUAAGAAAUUUCAAGGGACGUUUGGUACUGGUCCAAUGGCAGGACUCCGGCCGUCUAGAGUGGAAACUGCUCCACCAAAAUCGCACUUGGCAAGCGUCCCUCCUCCGAGGCCUCCGCCACUUUCCGGAGCUGCAGGACCACAGUUCAGCGUCCCUUCAAAGCCCGAUUUAGAAGGAACAGACUCGUCGGAAAUGUCCUCCUCGGAUCGAUCCUCUGAGGGCAAGAAAACAGCGUCCACCAUGCCACCAUUGCGACAAGCAGGAUCUCUAGUAAACGACAGUGGACCAGGAUUGUUCUCAGCUCGGCCGUCUCAAGAUGGCUUGAUGGCUGGCAUGCCACCAUCGCUGCCACCAUCGCUGCCUCCCCGCGCAAACACCGCACAGGGCCCACUUUCAGGCUCGAGCCGGCCGCAGCCACUGCCUUCCACAAGCGCGAGCGACUCGUCAAAUGCGUCCAAGCCAAGACAGCUCACCGACAUGUCGAUCCCAACAUUUCCUCCCGGCAUGGUAGACCCGUACAUAACAGAUGAGCCGCCAAGAAACGCUCGCGGCGAGAAAGAAGCCUCGCAUUCGUCUGCACAAAACGACACUGCGACGUCGCGCUCGGACAACUCGGUCGACCGCGCACCCGCUACAACGGUGGCGCCAGCAUCGAGUGCGCCAGAGCCGGAACCGACGCCAAUGCCUCGGAACGAUCCUGCAAAAGCUCGACACGCGAGGGAACUACCCGGGGGCUUCGGUCGCCCGAGGCGGACAAGAGACGGGAUGCCGCAGCGGGCGGCUCCGAUGUCGCGGCGCAGCGCCAGGGAAGGCACGCCGAGGGAACCAGUGGUGGAAGAAAAGAUCUUCGCUGAAAGGGCACCGCUGACGGGAAUUCGUACGGCGUAUCCUGUGCGCAGAAGCCUUUCCGUGCCCUUCACGACGUCCAGUCGCAGGCGCGAAGACGGAGGAGUGCGCUUGGCGCGCUGGGCGCCCCGAACAGGAUCUCGCUUUCCCGCAUCCAUAUCGCUGUAGCAGUGGGUACCCUGCGGGCAGCGUCUGCGGUGAUAACGAAGUGCUAAAAAUUUUGUUUCCGUGGGCCUCGAAAUCUAAGGCAGUAAACAAAAUUCAUGCGCGCAAUAAAAACGCUUGUCGUCGCGCCGGAUCAUUUCUGACGUUGAAGAAGCGAAAUAAAUUUCUAUGGCGCC
Messenger RNA from Dermacentor andersoni, 2385 nucleotides. RefSeq lists its product as uncharacterized. The record is from RefSeq and is a predicted model, not a curated record. NCBI's taxonomy places the organism in Eukaryota, Metazoa, Arthropoda, Arachnida, Ixodida, Ixodidae. Gene Ontology annotation, molecular function: serine-type endopeptidase inhibitor activity.